Messenger RNA from Alternaria conjuncta, 3192 nucleotides. RefSeq lists its product as uncharacterized. The coding region runs from base 1 to 3192 and encodes 1063 amino acids. The transcript is spliced from 2 exons. The record is from RefSeq and is a predicted model, not a curated record. Lineage: Eukaryota; Fungi; Ascomycota; Dothideomycetes; Pleosporales; Pleosporaceae.
AUGGCGAUCGGAUGGCAGCCCCGACUUACGGCGCUACUCUUGUUACUACUCUUCCAGGUCAUCAACAUUGCGAGCGACAUAGUGUUCUUCAGGACGAAGAUAAACCUAUCGCCAACGAAUCUCGAAAAUGAGCCACUUGAGCAAAACCCUGGGCCACCUCUUGACGCAUCAUUGAUCAGCAAAGCGAAAAGACUUCUUAUGAAGGCUGACAUAAGUCGAGUUCUCAUCCCGCUCCUCUUUACUACACUGAGUGUGGUAAUAGUAUCUGUGCUUUUCUCUGGCGCAAGCGACACAUAUCGCGCCACAGAGAAUGCAUGUAGCACGAAGCCGGAUGCCGACAUCAGUGGCGUCGGCGUACGCGCCUCUAUCUGGGGACAAAUUGCAAUGCUGAUCUUGAUCAGUAGCUCGGGUCACCUGCAUAAGAAAGAGACAGCAAUCAAAGAAGUUGCAGGCGGCCUGAUUCUCACACAUGUUUCUCUCGCCAUCGCCAUUAUUGUACAGAUGUACAAAAAGACAUUGACAUCCGUCGAUGCGGCGAUCGGCGCAGUCAUCUUGGACGCCCAAAACAUCGCUCUACUCAUCCCUGUCACUGCCAAACAGACCCUCGCAGCUCGAUGGCAGGUGCUCAUACUUAUACCAGCCCAGAUCCUCGGUCUAGUAUUCCUGCCAGUGCUGGUGGUCAAGUUCACCAAGGGAGGCUUCGCAUCGCAAGACUGCAAGUGUCUUACUAUCUUCUGGUGGUCCCGGUUAAGCGAUUGUAACGCCUUCUCCGGUAACGAGCUUUCUCUCUUCUGGAUCUAUUACACGCUUCGUUGGAUGAUGUGGAUCCACUCGUCCUUCCAUUCUUUGUACAACGCCGAGUGGUUCCACAGAUCUGAGAAAGAAGGGCGCAUUCCAAUCUUGAACCGCGAUGGUACAAAGCCAAAGACGUAUUGGGAAAAGGCUAUAGCUCUAGCGCGUGAACUGCGGGAUUCAAAUCGACAAGUAACAAAGGCUACUCUACAGGCUGGCCUGCUGUAUAGACAAUACUCUGCGACGAUAUCAGUAUCGUAUACGGCAUACGCUCUAUACUCGCUCACGUCUAUGGUAGUUGCCGAAGUUACCAUUGGAGAGUACAACCUCCAACCAAGCUCCAACGCCAACUCGAUCGGUCAGAUAAUUGCCGUCGUGGUCUCGCUCGCUACUCUCCUUCGAGUCGUUUGGAGCUUCCAGAGCCUCUAUAAUGACGCCGAGAAUAGUUCAUUCCCGGACUUCAUCUUCUCAUUGCUUUCGCGGUCCCCGUCGAGUUGCUGCUUCGGCUCAAAUGUAGAAGAGGCGAGCGAAGAUCCAGCUCCGAUCUUGUCGAGACCAGAUGAAGAACAGCCUGGGAGGAUAUCAGAUACCGAUAGUGGACAUGGUGGCUCAGGAGGAUCGCUACCUCCGCAAACCCCCGCACGAUCUUCACAAUCAUCCCAUGGAGCGGUUGGCCUAGCUGAUCAACAUCUUGGGCCCAAUCCUAGAUCACCUCACCCAAGUAACAGCAGAAAUUCCUCCGAUAGCACCAACUUGCCAAAGACGCAGCCACAUCGGCCUUUGGGACAGAGCGGUCGAGCACAGCGACUUCCACCGAAUCGUGCAGUGCCACAGCGAAAACGAACCGACUCUUACGGGCCAGCAUACCGAUUCGAGUUCCACCAGCCAUUCCAUCUAGAUGCUGUCAAACUGCUCUUUCUGCCUACAGUCACCCAAUAUCUGCAGGCUCGAAAAGAGUCAAAGGCUACAGUUCCGAUCAGCGAGACUAUGAUUCCGCCGCUAAUAACGCCUCCGACACUUGAUCAGCCAAGUGCCUGCAUACCACCUGAACAGCUACAACAGGACACCGGUAAGGAGGAAGCUUCUCCGCCGCGUCUGGUCGUAGAAGCUUCGACUUCCGCCGAUGACGAACACCCCGUCAUUACUAGCGCCAAGCCCCCAGUUUCGUUGCACGGCAACAAAAUGUCAGAGACGGGCGGCUUCGAUUCGACUGAUCAGCCACAAAAAGGCCAGGUACUCGCAGAAUUACAUCCACAAUCUGCUAUACGACGUGAUAUGACCCCAGCACCGAUCUCAACCCUCCCUGGACCACAGGAAUAUGAGACAGCCGCUGCUCAAAAGUCCGAAGAGCAACAACCUGCAUCCCUGGGAUUCCCAAUACAGAUGCCAGAGGAAGGACGCAAAGGUACACAGUCCGGUGUGCCGCAAGGUGACGUUUCUGAACACACAGAGGAGAAUAAUCCGGCGCCAGAGUCGCUCUUUGGUCAGGGGCGAGACUUUUUUACCAAUCCAGUUCUUCCGACUUUGAAUCCCACCAAUACAAGCCCGGGGUCAAAGAUAGAGCUCCCUGGUAUCGCAGACCAGUCAGAAGGAGGCGAAGGACCACAAGAACCGGAGGCUCAGUCUCAGGAGGGUCGCGUAUCAAUCAGAAGUGUUGAUCACAUCGACACAGGGCCUGACAUGGACGACCCACGGAGGACAGACCAGUCUGCAGAUUCCAUAUACCACAAGAGAUUGCAGCUUGAGUCUCCAAAAUCUUCGCUCAACGAGGUGGACGAAACUCUGCCAGAAAGGCCGAUACCGAGCCGGGCGUCUCAUCAAUGGAAUCGCGUUCUGAUGGAUUUAGGCAUCAUCCACCGCAGACAAUUACCACAUGGCUUGCUCGAGCGCUGGGUUGCUCGAAAGUGGCGCCGCGUAACACAGGAAGCGAGAAGAAGAAAGAAGAUUCCUUAUGAGCCUGACGUGCGAUCCGGAUGUCCCGGCAUUUCGAGAUUAUGUAAAAAGGGACCAACUAUCUGGGAAGAUUAUCCCCCAUUUAGGACACACUUCAAGACCCAUUUAAAAGAUCCCUUUUACAAAAGCCGUAACAUUAUGGCGUGCAUAUCAUGUUUAAGGUCUAAUAGAUCCACAUUUGCCGAUCCGGCUUUUUGGGAUGUUGAGUCUGAUACAUCCACAUAUGCCAAGCUGGUUUUUAUGGAUGUUGAAGAUCUCGUAUGGCACAUCUGGGACAAACACAUGCACAAGGCGGAACGCGACCCAUCAUCGCCACCGCUAGCGAAAGCAGAGCAGGGCAAAGGGAAAUCAGCGGAGGCUUUACAACUCGAAGCUAAACAGCCCAUUGAUGCUGAAAUGGGUGAAGCGGGUGGAUUGGAAACCACUAUCGACCGCAAUGUCUUCUAG